AUGACGGAUAUUGUGAGCCAAACAGUUGAUGUUCUUGAUUGUUAUGAAGGUCGUGAUGCAGCUAUUACAUUUACACUUUAUUUAUGUUGUUUAAUAAGUGGGUUUUAUUCACGUAAAACCAAAUUACAUAAAUCUUUACAACGCAUCUUUCAUCGACUUGAAGAUUGUCGUGUUGUCUUACGUCUUUAUGAUGAUUUGACAAUUCUUCGAGAUUUAUUUAGUUAUGAAUUGAGACCUGGUGAACGAAAUUGGAUUGUUCGUUUCUUAAAAUUUGCUCAUUAUAUAGCAUGGCUUGGUUAUUAUCCAUCAGAACAUAUUGCUUGGCUCGGAGAAAUGAAAAUGAUUGACAUUGAUCAUAAAUUAUGGGAAUUUUAUACAAAUUUUUUCUGGUCUACCGCUUUAAUUACUUGUGCUCUCUGGAAUGCUUAUGUUGUUUUACAAUAUAUGGUACAACAAAGUUAUAGUAUACAAAGACAAGAAGAAGAGAAAAAAUCAUUUAUACCAUGGACAGCUGCUCGUAAUGCAAUGUUGGCAACGGUGCGUGAUGGUACAGAAUUUAUGGUUGCUGUUAAUUAUUUACCUCGUGGUUAUUUAUGGGCAUCAACAUUAACCUAUAUUCAAGUGGGUGUAUUGGGUACAUGUUCAGCUUUCUUACGUCUUUAUGGACUUUUCAAUUUUGGUCAUGGACAUUAA
Molecule: messenger RNA, 693 nt
Organism: Adineta steineri
Lineage: Eukaryota; Metazoa; Rotifera; Eurotatoria; Adinetida; Adinetidae
Source: the annotation of a GenBank genome assembly